AUGAGUUUGCGGGGUAUUUGGGUGUUUUCUAGUCUUGAGAAAGCUGCAGAAUGCGUUAUCUUUUCAAGGUAGCCAAAGUUAUGCUUUGAUAAAAGUAUAAUAGUUUUAAUUUUAUCAGUGGUCAAAAUUUCUUAACGCAGCGACCAACACUAAAAACAGCGCAGAAGAAGUAUAGAUUAAGAAAAAAAAAACUCCCCUUAAACGUACUCUGUUAGCUUUAUUUGUGACUGGUUUGUUUUCCUUCGUUUUCACCUGGUGUAGACAACAUUAUGAUGACAACAGGAAACAAACACAUCAAUUUCAAGACAGCUUAAUCUUAUUCAUUGUCACAUGAAUGGAUAAGCAACAGGCGUCACUUUAUUAGUAUUAUGACUAGAGGCUUAGAGCCACUCUUAAAUGGGCUCCUUUCAUGCAUGUGUAUUCAUGCUUUAGUUCAUGGGUCCUUGAGGUUACUGUUGUAGUCUUUAGACUUUGUUCUUUACCCACAAGGGAGUGAAUGGUAGCACACUUAAGGCUGUGACGUUGGAUCAUAAUUAUAAUUGUGAGUUUUUUUACCAUACUGUCAUAUCUUUCAUUCAAUUUAUUGGCAAACACAUCUUUUGUCGGCUAAACUUCAGAAAAACCCACCCACUUAUUUUGAAGAACAAAAUAGCCUCUUGUGUCACAUAGGGGUGCCCUGUCUUUUUGCUGCAAAGUCAUUCUGCUACAUUGUGAAGUCAAUUUGCUGCAAAAUAUUUUUUGAUUCAAUGUAUCACAAAACUGAUUCCUGUUUUCAUAGAUGAGUAGCUUCAAGACAUAUUUUCAUGGAGCUCAUUGCAUUCACACUACAUUCUUCCUUGUUCUGCGUAUUCGUAAAGCUUCUUUACCUUGAAGCCAGGUUUAUAUCAUUGCACAUCACUUAGGCUAGUUUUUGCGAGUAAGUUGAAACCAAUCCAGCACAAGAAUGAUCAACAAGAAGGGAAGAAAGUAGCCCAAAAGUACUCUGUUUAAGUCUGUUUUUAUUUCUCUAUAGUAUCAUAGAAUGUAGCUCUCACUCCCUAUAUUCUCACUUUUCUCAGUUUUUGAGUUCAGUGUUGUGCAGUAAGGGUUACACACCAAUGGUUCUUUCAGAAAUUACCAAGUAAAUCUGUUAAAGUAAGGGCUGUAUUAAUGAUUAUGUCAUAUAUCUAUAACAACAUUGCUAAAAGAUGCUGUUGCAAAAUAGCUUCAAUAUUCAGUGAGUAUGACUUUGUAGCAGAAUAACCGGUAACCAUUGUGUCAUGCUUCCUACCUUUAAAGCAUAAAAGUGGCUGGGUAUUGAGAAGUUGCCCUCCUUUGUCUUUAUAGGCGCUUUCCAACAGUUGAGAGGCGAGCAGUGUUGCAUCAGGAAGGAAAUGUUUUGACACAAAUUCCUAGUGAUGAAGAGCUAUGUGAUUCAGUACUGAAAGAGCUAGGAUCAAGAAGGAACCUUGCUGCUGGUUUAGAAGAGGUUUGUGAUGUUGGUGGUAUAAGUCAGCUUUUUAACUCAACUGCACCUUCAAAUCUCCCCAUUUGUUUGUUUUCCAGUGCAAUUUGAGCUUUUGGUAGGGUCUUUUCAGCCAGUAAAAUUAGCCAGCUGCCAGCUUUUAUAUAGGGACAUCCCUGCAGCCUUGAUGUAGUUUACCAGCCCAGGAGCCCAUCAAAUGGAGCCUCCAUCUCCCAUACAAGCCCUUGGAGUCAACCCUUUUGCGAGUAGAUUUAUAAUUAGAACAGUUCCCAGAGGAGACUUUGCCCACAGACAGUGGGAAGAGCCAAUCACAAUGAGGAAAUGACAUUGCCAUUGUACUUCAUCAAACAGCAGGAAAUUCGUUGUUAACAGGCCAAACACAAUCAUAAGCUAGUGAAACAUGACUUAAGUGUUUUCAUCCCUCAGAGAUUUUCUUUCUUUUCUUUUUAGCCGGUAGAUUAUACUGUGGAGAGUUUUAAACUCUGACUGUGUUAAUCUUAAUUAUUUUUGGCUGCUUGUCUCACAUUAAGAGGCCAUGAAGCUGGUCUGUUCCAUGCAUAAUGAUUAACUACUUUCCGCAGUCUGUAGUUGUGACAGGAUUCGUUUUCUUUAGCCAUUUGUUUUAAGCAUUAAGGUUCUUAUUUUGGCUAAAUGACUCAAUAUUAAUCAAAUUUCUAGUUUUUUCAAGGUUUUUUUUCUAAAAUGCAUUUAUCUGAAUAAGUACUAGUAGUCCUUGAGGUUGUUUUGUCCGUCAGCUAGUGUGUCAGUGAUGAUUCCCUUUUAUGUGUUGUAACACUGGGCCCAGCUAUUUAACAUUGUUUUCUUGCGAAAAGUGAUCCAGAGAUGCGAAUUUGAAGGAAAGCAUUGAGCUUAAACUUCUACAUUAACUGCUGAGAAUUGUCCCAUUAGUCAGUCAUAAUUCUUUUGGCACAGAUACAAUCCAUUUUGUUUUUCUUGAGAUAAGUGGGUCUUUGGACUAGAGUGUGAUGUCACAAAUUACCCCGUUAGCAAAUUACUUUUGAGUUAGCUUCAUAGUCGAGGAACUGUUCUCUUCUGUUCAACUUUUCAAGUGCCACUUUUAUCAGGCAACACUCAUGGUAAUACAAGUCAGUUGUAAAGGAAGACUGCAAUUUCUCAAAUUUCAGAACUAAAGCAUUCCUCUUUAGUAGCUACAGGCUGUACCCAGGUCAUCAAUUUUGCGCGUGUUGCUUAACUGGUAAAAUCCACUCCAUGGUGAUGCCAAAAAUCAAAUCCUGGCCCUUUUUUGCGCUGAUCAUCAAAAAGUUCCAAAUCGUCCACAGAACACUUAAUGGUCGACUCUUUUGAAGUGCAUGCUUACCUUUGGGAUGUUAGCCUCCCACGCAGGUGUUUUUAGGGGAGCUCGUAUUUCGUCCCUCCCCACAAACGCCUGCUCAACCGAGGACAACAUUCCUUUCCCACGCUUAGCCAAUCACGUUGUACUUUCCAAAUUCUGGAAAGUCAACCUUAACCGCAGGGUAACCUCAUAAAUAAAAUUAUUACCUGAUCUGCAUGAAACUUUGAGAAACCUUCAUGACCUCUAAUAAAUGUUUGUCUCAGAGGGGCAAAAGUAAGAUUUACUCAGUCAGAUUUUAGAAUUCACCGUGCACUGCACAACCUUAGCGAAGGACAGAAAAGAAGGAAAAAGGUAACUCUAGGGUCACAUUCUGGGUCACAUUUUUUCACUAUCACGAGCUUAUGAGUCAUGUUUAGCCUGUCAACACGUUAUUUAAAAACUGUUGAUUGGUCACUUACCACGCGAAUGUAACAAUGGGAAAGGAUGUUGUUCUCGGUUGAGCAGGCGUUUGUGGGGAGGGAAGAAAUACAAGGUCCCCUAAAAACAACUGCGUGGGAGGCUAUUGGGAUGUAUGAUGGCCAAAAAAAAAAAGACUCGCAAAGAUAAUCUUUUCGUGAUCCUCAGUUAGCUGCCUUUGUCCCAUUGCUUCAUGCUUAAUCUCAGUCGGGUAAUUCAUUAACUUUUAUUUCAUGAUACCCAGAUCCCAGUGGCUGUAAAAUCAUAAAAAUGGAUGCAUAGUAAUAAAGGAAAACGGUCGAAAGACAGGCUUCUGAGUUCGACUUCAUCCAACUUUAUAUUUUUCACGGUGACAUAUGAGAAUCACGGAAAUAUGACACUUUUCACGGGAAACAAGCCAUUCUAUUUAUAAAUCUACUUGGCAAAGGGUUGACUCAAGAAAUUAAUGGAGAUGAAGGCUCCAUUUGAUGGGCUCCUGACCAGUCCAAUUUCUAACGCAUGUGUGGCUUUGUUCAUCACAUAAUAACCUAGUAUGGCUUCGAUACUGAUGACUGCAUGUAUGGUAGUAAAUGUGUAAAGAAAUAAUCUGAUUAUCUGACAUUUUUUUUAAAUUAAAGUAGUAUCACCUGAUAUCUAUCUUUCAACCAGUAUUCCCAAUUUUAAUGUCAUUCAUGCAAAUAUGUAAAUUAAUUUGAAAAUUCCUUCUAUAUCAUCUACAAAAUUGCACCUGUUUUUUUCAUGAUAAAGCAGUGCACUGUUUUGUUUCUAGUUAAUAUCUAGUAAUCUGUUUUCUUUUAAGAAUAAAAGAUAAUGAGAUACACAAUGUACCAUAUUGUCCUAUGUUGUGUAUUUCUUAUCUAAAAUUCCAGGUAUAUUGAACCGUUUUUAAGUGUAUUUUUUGACAGGGCCAUAUUUUACUCCAUGGCCGAGUUGUUUGACUACCAGCUAGCUGUAGUAUUUGAUCAGGCGUGGAUCCACAUUGGUUUCCACUAUUUUAUGGAAAUUGGUCAGAUUUUUCACAAUAGAUAUAUUUUUAAUAAAGAAAAAAGUUUCCAAGUUGCAAGGCUUCAUCUGGGGAGAAUGGGACUGGCCAAGAUCCUGUCUGAAUGACUCAGAAACCCAGGAAAGGGGACUUUAGGGAGUUAAAAUCUGAAAAAUUUCCUGCAGGAGCAUGCCACUGGAGCCCCCUAGAAGCUUGUGCCUUUGAUGCUCAUUUAGGAAAUUAGUCAGUAUUUAUGCUAGAUCCAUGCCUGUUGAUUGAGACUGAAAUCAGAAUAAUUGAGUUGACAUAGUAACUAACCUAGGAAAAGCACAAUCAUCUGUCAAACAAUUCAGCAGUCAACUUGGCCAUUGUGUAUAUUAGGACUGGAAGGACUAAUAGGUUAUACCCAAUGCUGUAGUCUAUUUUUAAUUACUGUCCUUGAAUUUAGUUUGACAGAGAUAUUGAUUCCUGUAGCAAGCUGGAACACAAGCCUGUCCAUGAAGUGAGGCUUAAAACAGGUUCCUUGUGGCCUGUUGUCGUCAUAGAAAAGGUAACAGUCUGCAACUCUGGGAACAUGUUUCUCCCGAGGGCUUCUGAUAAGUUUGUUAAAGUUUUGUUUCCUCUCAUUGCAGUUUUAAAGUUUGGAGAAACAAAAUAAAAAUUUCUAAUGAGUCAGUGGAGGAUCUGGGGGAGGGGUUCGGGGAACUUGGCUCCCCACCAUUCCUUGAGGCCAAACUGAGGCCUGCAGGUCCAAGAAAGAUUAUUUUUAAGACUGGGCUUCCCCUCUUACAUCUUAGGAACCGGAUGAGCGGGCCUGGCCCCAGACUUACUAAGAUCUGAUUCUGUCAAAGUGUUGAGUUAUCAAUGGCAUGUUGAUAUUUAAACCUGAUAAAACAAGAUCUGCUUGUUUUUUAAUACACCCAUCCAUGUUGGAAGGAGUUCUGUCCAAAUCUAACUUUUGAUUGCAGCAUACUGAUGCAUUGAAGUAAUAAGUGUGAAUGUGCUGUGAUAUAGACUUCAGUUGUGGGCAGAAGACCUACUUGUUUUCAAUAGCACUGUACAUAAAUGUGCAGAAUAAAUCAAUUGAUUCUUUUUAUUCUUUAUUGAUAUUGAUGUUGAUGGUAUUAAUUUGUCUAAUAAAUUUAUUUAAUUGUUUGUUUUUUCAGUUUGGCUUGGUAUUUAUCUGUAUUCCAUUGGUAGAAACUGAUCUAUCACAGGGAAAUCCACCACUAGUAAAACUGUAAGUUAUUUUCAAAUAAUAAGUAGAACAAAUUCAUUUUUUACAGGUCAUGGUAACUGUAAAUAUUUUUCUUUGCUCAUUACAGACUGUAAUUAUUGGAACAUUUAUUUUAGAUGUUAGACUUGUUAAAAUUGCAUGUGACUGCAGAUUUAAAUUGAAAAAAAAAAGCAUAAGCAACCAUUUUGCUCUGAUAAGGAUACCUUUCCCAACUGUGAGUUAUUCAAGUCUCAAUCUAAAGAGUCACGAAAGAAUGAAAUCUCUCCUUUAGUUCCAAGAUCGUGAGUUCUGGCUUAUGAUUGUCAUAAUGAGUUCACUGAAGGAGAAAAAGAAAUUGGAAAGAAAUUUGUGAAUAUAGCAUCUCAGUCAGGAAAGUUUGUUUUGUAUGAAAACGGAAUAAAUUUUUAUAAGGUUCUUUAAUUAAGUCAUUUGCAUUUGUUACAUGAUGUUUAUAAAGGCCUGGUGUGUCCUUGGGAUACUCUCUACUUCAUUCAAUAAUGGACUUCAUUGGCAACUGGUCUUCUAAAGAACAGGUUGGUAGUCUAACAGUACCGGUACUUCUUUAACCAACUCUGUCUCUCUUCUUCCAUAUAACCCACGCAAUUUGCAGUAUGAUAUCAAAUGAAUGGCAUCAAUAGUAGGAAGGAAAUUACUUAGGUGACGUUUAGUCAUAUUUUUUGGUGCUGGAAAACAACUGUCAGUGAAGACAAUGCUUAUUUUAUUUCUAAUAUAACUUAUUUCAGUUGCAGUAUAAAGUGUGUGAGUUAUACAAAGUUCUGUGUGCAGUUGCACCGUUUGGGACACCAGUUGAUACAAACUUUAGCUCUAUUCAAGCUCUCAUUAACAACAAAGAUGUCAUCAUACCUCAAAAAGGCAAGGUGUGUAGCCAGUGUGACUAGAUGAUUUCAGUGCUGUGUGCGAAUAUUAAGUUUUUGGGUGUCUAGAAAACGACGACCUAGAAAACAAAGACCUACGACCCAUAAAACACUGACCUAGAAAGCAACAAGCUAGGAAACAACAAUCUAGAAUGCUCAGCUUUCGUUAUAUACGCAUUUAGUCACAACCAUUGACUAAAUUCUGAACGGUACAUUUCAGGGCCAUUGACAAAAUCUGAAUCAGACAGGAUUGUUCAAGUCCUUUUGUCAUUAAGUAUAAAAAUACAUGGGUUUGAUCCUAUCGGACCAGACCUGGGUUUUGUUCAGUGAUGGCUUCAUCUCAGUGAUGAAUCAAAUGAUGACUAUUUGCCCAGCGAUUUAUGUCGAUAAGCCUCAAAAACCUGUGUUGAAAACAUUUCACUACUGUGAUAAAAUACAAUUCACAGCCAAUUAACCAAGCAUAGGAUUCUAACCAAGGAACUGUGAUAAAAUAAGGAGAGCGGAAGCUUGCUGCUUGCCCCUCCAGCUUAGUAAGGCGCUGCCAUAGGUAGUAUCAAAUUCAAGUCUACAUCCCUGCAUUCAACAGUGAAUUUUUCACAAUAACUUCUCUGUAUUUGCCAGAUUGACAAAUAUUUGAAUGGAGUACGUGGCUAUGACUCUAAAACCAUUUUCAAGAUGGAAAGCAAAGGUUGUCAGGAGGCCCUCAGCCACUAGACAAGUCAUGUGAAGGCCUGAUAAUAGCAAGCUUUUCUGUAUGACCAAUUUUGCUAGACAAAUUUUUUUCCAGUAAACAUUUUAUGACCAAUGAUUAAAAAUUCUUAUUGGCUGUUUUACUACUAACAAUUAAGCCCACUGAAGCAGAUUCUUUUUUAAAAUUAUAAAUAUAGUUUUUUUAAAACUAUAAUUAAAUUUGACCUCAGUUCAACUUCCUUUACUGUGUCAUAAUUUUCUAGGUCGUUGUUUUGUAGGUCGUCGCUUUCUAGGUCAUCACUUUCUUGGUCGUUGUUUUCUCUUCUACUACUUCUAACUCUAUAAUCAAGUGAAAAUUGAUUUUUACAUACCUUUGUAGCAACCUGCUUGGAAACCAGUCCAGCACAAAGGAAAGCAACACCUUGUGUUUAAUGUCAAAGAAGAGAUCCGAGCUGCACAGGUAUGUACUUUUCAGUAUUUAAUACCCACGCUUUGUGAACCUUCUGGCCAUGUAUCACUGUUGGAGCCUGACUAUUUGAGAAUAAGGCCCCCUUUUUACUCCUUUUUUUUCACCACUGUUGUCUCUAAUUGAGUCACCUAAUCGUCAUGACUAGGUUUAUGUUGUGUCCUCAAGAGGGUCAUGUCUGCAUUGGAGUACAUGUAGUUUUGAAUAUUUAUUUAUUCUUAUACCUUCGAGGUCAUUGUCGCAACAAUUGUUUCAUCUUGACAUUUUCAUUGUCUUUCCUCAGCAUGUUAAGAAGGAGUGUCAAGAUGAACGACAACUCUUUGGGAUCAUUAACUGUAGGGUAGGUUUUUGUUUUCUUAGUUCAGGAUGCAAGUUCAAGAUAAGAUCUGUUAUAGUAAAUAUUCAGACCAUGAGUGAAAUGCUACCUGUUUUACGUAUUCCUACUACAGAGUGCAAUGGAGUUUACCUUCAGUGGUUGUUUUGUUAUUUCCACGUUGCUUACCUUGAGACUAGCAGAGAUACAGAAAUGCUUUAAAGUCACUGACCAUGUCAAAGGUCAGUGCACUACGUCAGUGAGCCCCAAGUCAACAACACUAUCUUAAUUCAAUCCACUUUUUAAUUCACGAUGCUCGCCAUUUUCACGGAUUUUAGUUUGCUCUACAUUUUUACAUUUUCGUGUUUCUUCGUAUCACCAAGUACAACCAUGCCGCCACCUUUGCCUCGAAGUGAAAUCCUCCUGCAUUCACCAUUUUCGUUCAAGCAACAUACCAUACCAUGGCCAUCCAAACUGCACUGCUCAAAACUACCAUCUCCUCCUCAAGUUUGUAUAUCUCCGCCCUUAUCAUCAACAUCGCCUUCUCCUGUCUCUGUCCCUGUGUCGUCGUCAUUGCCACAUUGCCAUCUUCAAGACGUUCGCCAUUUUCAACUUCCUCACCGUCUUCGACCUCGCAGCCUACCUUAUCAGCAUUUUCUCCGUUCUUCAACUCGCCACUAUCUUCAACACAAGACCUCAUCCUUGCAGUUUCAUUACCUUUAUUAUGUUUGGCUGUUUUGCUGCCUUUAAUUAUACUUUACGUCCGCCGUCUAUUAUUUCCACGCAGUCAACCACCUGCAUCAAAUGAUGCAAGCGUCAUUUUUACUCCCCACACAGCACCGCCAUGGCACCUAUUCCAUCAUCAUCACCAACGCCACCGUCUUCGCCUCAACCAUCAGGGGCACCCAACGAGAAUAUAGUUCAAAACCACAUAAACAUAGCAUUGUUGAACGUACUUUAGUAUUUAAACGGUAGAUAAAGGCUUAUUUUUAUCCCCUAAAAAUUUUUCAUCUGUUCGGAUUCCCUAGCUGAAAGUAUAGUGAUCCGAAAAUUAUAGGGAUCAAAAUUUACCUUUUCGAAAAUUUCAGCCGAAAAAAAGGCUCCCGAAAAUUCUAGGUGACCUUUUUAGGGUAAAAAUCCGUUAAAAAUGGGCAAUUAUACCACUUUUUUGAUGUUCGAAAAUCCUAGGAGAGGCAGGCAAGCAAGAAAUUUUACAGAAAAUGAUCCGAAAAUUCUAGAUCUCAAAUCGUCUUCCGAACAGAUAAUUUUCCGAAAAUUGUCGUUGGGUGCCCCUGAACCAUCAGAAACACCAAUGCCUACUGGCAAAUUAUAUGAUAACAAUAUGCAAAGAUGUAUAAUUUAUUAUUUAUUAUUAGUAGCAAAAUUUACAGGAAUUGCAUGUUCAUUUCAAAAGUUAUAUGUAUGUUAAGUCUAUUAAAGUUCACACACAGUUUAUAAAGUAUUUAUUGAUUACCGUGAAAUUCAGACCACGGUAUGUACACAGCGUACAAAAUCGCGACAAAUGUGAAAACGUACACAGUUCUUUAUUAGGAGAAACUUACAACAUGUUAUUAUUUUGAAUAACAGUUCGAAAGAAUUGGUCUUUGAAUAAUGUACAUUACCAACAGUCAGUUCCCAUUAAUACCGGUCAGUUUGGUAUAGCUUGUUAUACCUAUCAUUUCCAUUUUUUCUUGCUAAAAAAGCCUGGGAAAUAACCUUUGAGGUCGCUACUUUCGGAGGGACGUUAUUUUCGGGGGAUCGCUACUUUUUUGGGAUAUAUUAUAGAGAGAGAAAACCUGUUCUAAUCAAACGCGUAAAAAGGCCAUAAAUGGGCUCAGAAACCACACAGGAAAGAAAAACAACUUAAGCUAGGCUAGCCGAUUUUUAUUUUAAUUCCUUUCAUAUUCGUAGGCUACAGAAACAAUCGCUUUCUCCCAUACAAAUCCUUAUAUUUCGAACAUUUCGAAACACUGCCGUAUUUCGAACGUAGGCCACCUGCUAGACUUUCUCAAAGUCGUUCGCAUGGUUUUCUGGUCUGGUGUGGUAGGACCCGGCGAGCUUUCGCUCGCUCCGGCGCUCGUACGAUCGCGCUUCGCGCUCAAAAGCGCGACUUGUGAGCAAGUCUAGCCACCUGUGUUUGCAUGAAUUUUUUUCACUGCCAUUGCCUGUGCAGGAAUUUUUUUCUUUUUUUGGGGGGGGGGGGAGGGGGUGGGGGGAUAUCCUACUCCCCCAAUCUUAAUCUUGACACUCCCCACAAUCUGAAUGCCUGAAACAGGAACUUUCACAUGGUACUGUUGUUUUUCAGAAUUUUACAAAAUGAAAUUUAAUUUUUUUUUCAGUUUUGACUUUGGCCAUCUUUGGCAGUUAAAGGGUUUUGUGUUAACCGACGGCAUUUACAAAUCGGGCGAAUCUUUCGAUUUCUCCGAAACUUCGAAAGUAGAUUUCGACACGAGCUUUAGCUGUUAAUUUUAGGAGCGUUGUCCAGUCUAGACUUCCGAAAAAGGCCUUCAUCUUCGCUCAGUCGGCCUCUUCGCGGUCUAACAAGUUCGCUUCGUACGCUUAGCUUUUCUGCUGUGAAUCUCGUGAGGUCGACUGACUUGUGGGCAAGUCUACGUCCAGUCCAGAGUAAUGUGCAACUUUCAUUUCCUAUGAUUUCAAGGCGGAUCUUUUUUGCUAAAAUUAAAAGUUUUCUUUUCUUUCUGGUGAAAAGCCCCAAAGAUCAUAUCAGAGUGGUCACGGGUGUGACCACUAUGAAAAACAAACAAACAAACACUGUCCAGCUACCUAGUGCAAAACAAACAAGCAGAAGCCAGCGUGCGCGCCCCUACUGACCUUGGACGAUAUUGUUUUGAGCGACUUAUUUAAACUUGUAAACUCUGUUAUAUACGGAUAAAAGCACAGCGUCGGUGCUGCGAUUCGCCUUUUUAAAAAAUGUAACUGAACUCAUAGUGUAACAAAAGGAAUCAGAAAUAGAGUAGACUUCAAAACAUUCAGUUUUCAAAAUAUUUUGCAAUCCUUUUGCGCGAAGCUCGCGUGCCUCUUACGUAGCGCGUGUGAGGCGAGAGGAUUUUUAUCGGAAUGUAGUGAUAGCGAUCAGCACACGAUUGAACGAAAACUAACUUUGUCAUUAUUACUAAUCUUUAGAACACAAUCUAGGUAGCUUUUUCUUAACGUUGUCGAGUCUUCUCCUUUCACCUAAUUCCCUGGUCCCGCGUAAAUAGGGCGAAUCUUUCGAUUUCGGCUCCGAAACUUCGAAGGUAGAUUUAACGGUUAAUUUUAGCAGCGUUGGCAGUGCAAGUUUUAUUUAAUGGUCGUUGAGAUUAAAAAAAAGAAGAAGAAGAAAAAGGACAGACGAAAUGGCGAAAAAAAGAAAACGUUCGUCGGUCGGCGAGUCGAACCCGCACUACAGUAACUCGCCGGUUCCCGUAGCCCGCGCGUUAACCACUUGCGCCAUCGAAGACACAACGUCUAUCAGUGUUAAUUUUUAAAAAAAGAAGCUUGUUUCCAACGAACGAGUAUCCUCCCAUGCAGGCGUUUUUAGGGGAGCUCGUCUUUGGGGAGGGAUGAAAAACGAGCUCCCCUAAAAACGCCUGCGUGGGAGGCUAACGAACGAGUGGCGGCUGUGAGACGCUUCGCUGAUUUCAUUUUUCAAGAUAACGAAAGAUUUCUUUUGUUUCUCGUUCGACUAAAGACCUCAAACAGCGCCGCUGAGUUAUCUGCUUACGUUUUUGCUCGAAAACAAAGCGCAAACCAGCGAAAAAAAGUACAGUGCUAAGGUGUUAUAUUAAAUUGGAGACCACUUGCAAAAACUCAGCUCAUUUGGACGAGAAAAAAAAAAAGACCAAAAUUCGACAUAGAAUGGUUACGCCCCGAUUUGCUGGUGAAAGUGAGAGACAGUUCCAUUAGUGGCUGACUUUUAUGAAUUUGUUGGUCAAUGCUUGAUUUAACUCCUAGCCAAGUGUCACGUGCACACAUCAUUGCAAGCUUGGAUCUAGGGUGAAUACAGACAGAUUUCCUAAACUAGCACCAAGGGUGCAAGCUUCAAAGGGGGUGCGGGCUUGCUCCCGCAGGACGUUUUUGGAUUUUAACUCCCUGAAGUCCCCUUUCUUGGGUUUCUGAGUCAUUCAGACAGGAUAUUGGCCAGUUCCAUUCUCCUCGGAUGAAGCUUUGCAAAUCGGCGGAUUAUUUCAUCAAGGUCAAUUUCCAUGUUUAUAGUGGAUAAUGAGCAAGAUUUCAACUUGGAAAGUUUUUUUAUNAAAAAAAGAAGCUUGUUUCCAACGAACGAGUAUCCUCCCACGCAGGCGUUUUUAGGGGAGCUCGUCUUUGGGGAGGGAUGAAAAACGAGCUCCCCUAAAAACGCUUGCGUGGGAGGCUAACGAACGAGUGGCGGCUGUGAGACGCUUCGCUGAUUUCAUUUUUGAAGAUAACGAAAGGAUUCUUUUGUUUCUUGUUCGACUAAAGACCUCAAACAGCGCCGCUGAGUUGUCUGCGUACGUUUGUACUCGAAAACGAAGCGCAAACCAGCGAAGAAAAGUACAGUGCUAAGGUGUCAUAUUAAAUUGGAGACCACUUGCAAAAAUUCAGCUCAUUUGGACGAGAAAAAAAAAAAGGUGAAAAAACAAUUCGACAUAGCAUGGUUACACCCCGAUUUGUCGGUGAAAGUGAGAGAAAGUUCCAUUAGUGGCUGACUUUUAUGAAUUUGUUGGUCAAUGCUUGAUUUAACUCCUAGUCAAGUGUCACAUGCACACAUCAUUGCAAGCUUGGAUCUAGGGUGAAUACAGACAGAUUUCCUAAAAUAACACCGAGGGCGCAAGCUUCAAGGGGGGUCCGGGCUUGCUCCCGCAGGACGUUUAUGGAUUUUAACUCCCUGAAGUCCCCUUUCCUGGGUUUCUGAGUCAUUCAGACAGGAUAUUGGCCAGUUCCAUUCUCCUCGGAUGAAGCUUUGCAAAUCGGCGGAUUAUUUCAUCAAGGUCAAUUUCCAUGUUUAUAGUGGAUAAUGAGCAAGAUUUCAACUUGGAAAGUUUUUUUAUUAAGAAUUUAUUGAGAGUGAGAAAUCUGACCAAUUUCCGUAAAACAGUGGAAACCGGUGUGAAUCCACGCCUGUAGUGAGUCAUCUAGGAUAUAGAAAUAAUCAAGCCUAAAUCCAACAAUCAAUUUUUCACCAGGCAGAUUUGGAAGGCAUCCCAGAAAUCACAGCAAACAUCACCUCUUUGUCCCUGGAUUUCCUUGUGGUCCACCCCUCUGUUCUAGAGGGAGACACUCAUGUCCAGGCUCCCUCUUUUCAGCCAUCACAGAUGCUCAAGGGACCCGAACUAAUGGGAAGAAAACUAAGAUUCAGGCCUCCUACUGAAUCCUUCCCUCUAUGUCACUAUUCUGCAAAGACACCCCAUGGUUUGCCUGUCCAAGGGAUAUAUCAGAUGCAGGUAAGAGAAUUGUUUUUACUAUUUAGAAUUGAAUGCAAUGGUUGUUGAUUGGCUUGCCUCUCCAGUAGUACAGUCCAACUUCCUUGAUAUGAACAUUUAGGGGACAAAACCAAGAGGUUUGAUUAUCAGAUGCUACUGAGGGAGAUUCAAUCAUUUUAUCUGGACUUGUCCUCUUAGAGGUUGCAUGUGAGACAGGGUCAUUGUUGUGUCACGUUGCACGGUGGGACUGUGUUUUGGGGACAAAAUUUGACCCAUUUUCCAGCACAGUGUUGUAAUAGGCAAUAAAAGAAUAGCCUGAGUGUCAGGCGUUUCUGGGGAAACAAUGAGCAACGAGAAUUGUGAAAUGCCCCCUCAAAAACAGUAUCAAAUCUCCUGUCUGCUCACCUCUAAGAAAGGCCUCACACACAGCUGGCUAAUGAAAGAAGUGAAAGCAUACCCAUAACAAUCCCAUAGGACAAAUGAACACAACACCAAAACCUCAAUUCCAAUUUCCAGAAACUCUCACUUUCAAAACGAGGCUAAGUACAAAACAUUUCUUGUGAAAAUGAGCGCUUUGAUUUAGCCUCGCUUUGAAACAGAGGCUAUGGGCAACUGGGAAAAAUGCCCUAUUCACCAUUUUCACAUAGACCAUAAUGCAGCUUGUUUACCCCAUAAAUUUACAAAACCAUCGUUUCCAGUUUCUCCAGGGUAUUACAGUCGUCCCAAGAGAAAUCGAAGACAAUGGUUAUCGCACAAUUCUGGGGGGUAAACAAGCUUCAUUAUCGUCUAUGUGAAAAUGGUGAAUUGCAGAAAAAAACCAAGACAUUUCCGUCAAAAUGCUUUCUUUGACUGUGGCUUCGCGGAUCUAGGGCAUCACCUAGGUUAGUAGCUUGGAAACCGCCGUCUGUAACAUUAAGGGUAGUCCACAGUAACCACUUAUAAUAUCCAAUACUAGAAUUAAAACUUUAACUGUUAAAAUAGAUCUUUUGUUUCUAUCCAGGGUGAUGGAAUUUAAUCUUGACACUCCCCACAAUCUGAAUGCCUGAAACAGGAACUUUCAAAAUUUAAUUUUUUUUUUCAGUUUUGACUUUGGCCAUCUUUGGCAGUGAAAGGGUUUUGUGUUAACCGACGGCAUUUACAAAUCGGGCGAAUCUUUCGAUUUCUCUGAAACUUCGAAAGUAGAUUUCGACACGAGCUUUAGCUGUUAAUUUUAGGAGCGUUGUCCAGUCUAGACUUUCGAAAAAGGCCUUCGUCUUCGCUCGGUCGGCCUCUUCGCGGUCUAACAGGCUCGCUUCGUGCGCUUAGCUUUUCUGCUGUGAAUCUCGUGAGGUCGACUGACUUGUGGGCAAGUCUAUGUCCAGUCCAGAGUAAUGUGCAACUUUCAUUUCCUAUGAUUUCGAGGCGGAUAAUUUUUGCUAAAAUUAAAAGUUAUCUUUUCUUUCUGAUAGGUGGAAUGCCCCAAAGAUCAUAUCAUAGUGGUCGCGGGUGUGACCAUUAUGACGGUUUUUUUUUUUAAAAAAAAAACCAACAAGCAAACACUGUCCAGAUACCUAGUGCAAAACAAACAACGAGAAGCCAGUGUGCGCGCGCCUACUGACCUUGGGCGAUAUUGUUUUGAGCGACUUAUUUAAACUUGUAAACUCUGCUAUAUACGGAUAAAAGCACAGCGUCGGUGCUGCGAUUCGCCUUUUGAAAAAAUGUAACUGAACUCAAAGUGUAACAAAAGCAAUCAGAAAUAGAGUAGACUACAAAACAUUCAGUUUUCAAAAUAUUUUGCAAUCCUUUUGCGCGAAGCUCGCGUGCCUCUUACGUAGCGCGUGUGAGGCGAAAGUAUUUUUAUCGUAAUGUAGUGAUAGCGAUCAGCACACGAUUGAACGAAAACUUUGUCAUUAUUACUAAUCUUUAGAACACAAUCUAGGUAGCUUUUUCUUUACGUUGUCGAGUCUUCUCCUUUCACCUAAUUCCCUGGUCCCGCGUAAAUAGGGCGAAUCUUUCGAUUUCGGCUCCGAAACUUCGAAGGUAGAUUUAAUUAAAUUUAGAAUUUAGAUUUUAGCAGCGUUGACAGUGCAAGUUUUAUUUAAUGGUCGUUGAGAUUAAAAAAAAGAAGAAGAAGAAAAAGGACAGACGAAAUGGCGAAAAAAGGAAAACGUCGGUCGGCGAGUCGAACCCGCACUUCAGGAACUCGCCGGUUCCCGUAGCCCGCGCGUCAACCACUUGCGCCAUCGAAGACAUAACGUCUGUCAGUGUUAAUUUUAAAAAAAAAAAGAAGCUUGUUUCCAACGAACGAGUAUCCUCCCACGCAGGCGUUUUUAGGGGAGCUCGUCUUUGGGGAGGGAUGAAAAACGAGCUCCCCUAAAAACGCUUGCGUGGGAGGCUAACGAACGAGUGGCGGCUGUGAGACGCUUCGCUGAUUUCAUUUUUGAAGAUAACGAAAGGAUUCUUUUGUUUCUUGUUCGACUAAAGACCUCAAACAGCGCCGCUGAGUUGUCUGCGUACGUUUGUACUCGAAAACGAAGCGCAAACCAGCGAAGAAAAGUACAGUGCUAAGGUGUCAUAUUAAAUUGGAGACCACUUGCAAAAAUUCAGCUCAUUUGGACGAGAAAAAAAAAAAGGUGAAAAAACAAUUCGACAUAGCAUGGUUACACCCCGAUUUGUCGGUGAAAGUGAGAGAAAGUUCCAUUAGUGGCUGACUUUUAUGAAUUUGUUGGUCAAUGCUUGAUUUAACUCCUAGUCAAGUGUCACAUGCACACAUCAUUGCAAGCUUGGAUCUAGGGUGAAUACAGACAGAUUUCCUAAAAUAACACCGAGGGCGCAAGCUUCAAGGGGGGUCCGGGCUUGCUCCCGCAGGACGUUUAUGGAUUUUAACUCCCUGAAGUCCCCUUUCCUGGGUUUCUGAGUCAUUCAGACAGGAUAUUGGCCAGUUCCAUUCUCCUCGGAUGAAGCUUUGCAAAUCGGCGGAUUAUUUCAUCAAGGUCAAUUUCCAUGUUUAUAGUGGAUAAUGAGCAAGAUUUCAACUUGGAAAGUUUUUUUAUUAAGAAUUUAUUGAGAGUGAGAAAUCUGACCAAUUUCCGUAAAACAGUGGAAACCGGUGUGAAUCCACGCCUGUAGUGAGUCAUCUAGGAUAUAGAAAUAAUCAAGCCUAAAUCCAACAAUCAAUUUUUCACCAGGCAGAUUUGGAAGGCAUCCCAGAAAUCACAGCAAACAUCACCUCUUUGUCCCUGGAUUUCCUUGUGGUCCACCCCUCUGUUCUAGAGGGAGACACUCAUGUCCAGGCUCCCUCUUUUCAGCCAUCACAGAUGCUCAAGGGACCCGAACUAAUGGGAAGAAAACUAAGAUUCAGGCCUCCUACUGAAUCCUUCCCUCUAUGUCACUAUUCUGCAAAGACACCCCAUGGUUUGCCUGUCCAAGGGAUAUAUCAGAUGCAGGUAAGAGAAUUGUUUUUACUAUUUAGAAUUGAAUGCAAUGGUUGUUGAUUGGCUUGCCUCUCCAGUAGUACAGUCCAACUUCCUUGAUAUGAACAUUUAGGGGACAAAACCAAGAGGUUUGAUUAUCAGAUGCUACUGAGGGAGAUUCAAUCAUUUUAUCUGGACUUGUCCUCUUAGAGGUUGCAUGUGAGACAGGGUCAUUGUUGUGUCACGUUGCACGGUGGGACUGUGUUUUGGGGACAAAAUUUGACCCAUUUUCCAGCACAGUGUUGUAAUAGGCAAUAAAAGAAUAGCCUGAGUGUCAGGCGUUUCUGGGGAAACAAUGAGCAACGAGAAUUGUGAAAUGCCCCCUCAAAAACAGUAUCAAAUCUCCUGUCUGCUCACCUCUAAGAAAGGCCUCACACACAGCUGGCUAAUGAAAGAAGUGAAAGCAUACCCAUAACAAUCCCAUAGGACAAAUGAACACAACACCAAAACCUCAAUUCCAAUUUCCAGAAACUCUCACUUUCAAAACGAGGCUAAGUACAAAACAUUUCUUGUGAAAAUGAGCGCUUUGAUUUAGCCUCGCUUUGAAACAGAGGCUAUGGGCAACUGGGAAAAAUGCCCUAUUCACCAUUUUCACAUAGACCAUAAUGCAGCUUGUUUACCCCAUAAAUUUACAAAACCAUCGUUUCCAGUUUCUCCAGGGUAUUACAGUCGUCCCAAGAGAAAUCGAAGACAAUGGUUAUCGCACAAUUCUGGGGGGUAAACAAGCUUCAUUAUCGUCUAUGUGAAAAUGGUGAAUUGCAGAAAAAAACCAAGACAUUUCCGUCAAAAUGCUUUCUUUGACUGUGGCUUCGCGGAUCUAGGGCAUCACCUAGGUUAGUAGCUUGGAAACCGCCGUCUGUAACAUUAAGGGUAGUCCACAGUAACCACUUAUAAUAUCCAAUACUAGAAUUAAAACUUUAACUGUUAAAAUAGAUCUUUUGUUUCUAUCCAGGGUGAUGGAAAUUCAGUACAGGUGUCUGUCCAGUUAAAACUCAGCUCAAAACUGAAAAAUUCCUUUGAGUAUUUUGAGGUGCAUCUUCCGUUCUUUCACAGGUUUGUUAUUUUAGAUCUAAAUCUCCAUCUAGAUUACAAGUGUAAGAUAGUUUCUGCCAUAGUACAGCGAAACAAGUACGAAAGCACAUCUCUCCCGCGAUAAGAUCGAAUACAAUACGCGGUUUCGCGGGAAAAGAUAUCACGCAAGCACGAGGACAAAAUAGUGAGAUUUUGAAUCGCUUUUAUGGCAAACGGCAAACUUGUACCAUGCGACCAUGUUUUCCUUUACUUGUUGUUUACUGUUCAAUAUGUCUUCACAAUGAUUUAGUGUCAGGUUUAUCCAGAAUUCUUUUGCAAAGUUUUUGUCCGCUCAUUUUAAGGAAUUAUAAUCUGAAUGUAAUUAUUAAACCCCGUGGUUUUUCUUUCCAGGCUUCCCCACCACUAGAAAAUUUGUAACUUUUCUUGCUGGAAAUCUAAUAAAUAAAUACAUUGUCAACCAGAAUCUAACGCUUGCUGUAUGCCGUUGGGUUUGCCGUAAACGUGAUUUAAAUCUCUCGCGCGCAAAUAAGAAAGAGCGAGGCACGCGAGUACCAAUAUCUUUCGAUGGGAGACUCGAUGCUUGACGAAUCCCUCUUUCACGCGCUAAGAUAUGAGACUGUGUUUUUUCUAAGCUAAAUGUUCAGAAUUAAGGAGUUAAUUGCUUUCAGAUUACCGACUUCUUUUCCUUAACGAUUGUUUUUUUUUAUUAUUAUUAUUAUUCCCUAGAGGCCCCGUUGUACGAGUAGAUACUGCGGGUCCUUCAACUGGUAGCAUGCUACUUUCUCCUGACAAAAGGCGCCUUGUAUGGGACGUAGGCAAGUUAUGCAGACUACGACACUACUUUACCGUAUAUAGGCUUAUAUUAAAUUACCUCAAUUUGCAGGUUGAAAAACUUAGCUGAGUUUCAACUGCAAAACGCGUCAACUCAUCUAUAUGUACUGAUGUACAUCGACAGUAUAUCAAAAGACUUGAAUGUUUACCUAAUCUUGCUUUCGUUUAUUCAAAUUCGACGUAAAAAUUGGCAGUUUUAGUCGCAAAACUGCAAGAGAAAGGAGUAGUUUUAAUAGCGGGCAAAAAUAGUAAUGGCAGCUUAGAACACAAGGCUCGUUUAUGUAAGGAAAGGAAUACUAACAUCGCCCCUUGUCAGUUUCUAACGAUCUUUGGUUUGCUCGUCGGCGUUUGAUUUUUUUUCUUCUUUUCUCUUCUGUGCCGCCCACCAAGGAAAAGCGAGGUAUUUCAGCGCAGCUAUAGAUCUGACGCACCUGAGCGUAAAAUCAGAACUGUUCCUUUCUUAUUACCUCUAGGUCAGAAGUUCCCCUCAAAGACGCUCGAAGCCUCACUAAAUGCUACUGUUCACUUUGGCGAGAAAAGACAACAGGCGGCCGAGAAUCAGCCGAUUGCAACGGGAUUUAUUGAGGAUCCUUUCUGUACCGGGAUCAACAGUUAUGCGCAGGUCUGUGAACAUGGUAAAGUACUCUAACUCUUAAGCAUCGUUCACACGGCACCGGACAAAUUUUCGACCAGUUGAAAAUUCGUGCGUUUAGGUGUUCCGUUCACACGGAAUGACCUUUACGGUACGAAAAUUAAGACGCCUGGCCGUUCAAAGUUCCGUGUGAACUGAGCGAAAAAAUUGAAAGGUCCCGUGUGAACAGUGUUGGCGGUAAAAGUUUUUUCAGCGGGUCGAAAAUUCGUCCGGUGCCGUGUUAACGUAGCCUCACACCCGGUUCAAACGUCCCAUUUCAUAUGUGUCGAAUUUAAUGCUAACGAGACAAAUCUAUUGUUAUCGCUCAUUUGCAUUAAUAAGAAAUAAUAAUAAUGAACUUUAUUAAAGUCUCAUGUCUUAUAGCUCAGGCAGAGUACCUUACUAAUUGGGGAGACUUGCAUUAGAUUGGUACACCUGAAAUGCGACGUUUGAACCGGCACAAAGGGCCAGUUUACAUGGAGGUGGGGGACCCCAGGUAGGUGAGGUAACCCCCUUAGGUGGGGUAACUCGCCUGUCCAUAUAAUCUCUCAUUUUAAUUUGAUCACGUUUACAUGAUAGGUGGGUUGACCCGCCACAUGUUACCUCACCUAUCUGGGGUCCCCCACCUCCAUGUAAACAGGCCCUAAGGCCUAGGCCAAACGUCGAACUUUUCAUGAGGCGAACCAAAGUCUAAUUUCGUUCGACCUAAAUUAAGUUAAGAUCGUGUGUUGUGUCAGACGUCGUACUUAGGAUGCGUCGAACCAAUCAAAUGAAUCAGAUCAGUGAUAAGUUCGUAGAAACUUUUAAUUUAUUAGUUUAGUUCGUCGCAUGUGAAGAUCGACGUUUGUCCCGAGACGAUCUUAAAACGUUCUAUCCGUCUGAAGUAGACGGAUAGAACCUGUUGGACGAUCGAUCCAAACUCAUAUAACUGAGCCAGACUUCGAACUUUUCAUGAACGUAACUCACUAAAGGUGCGUAAAAACGUGCAACUUGUCGUGCAACAUUGCUGCCGGCAGAACAAGUUGAAUAGCGAUCUUUCGCGUUUUACUAGUCACGUUCAAACUUGUUAACAUCCUGAUUUGUUGCAAGACAGGUUUGAUGUGGGUGAUAAAAAGCGCAACAUCGCCAUUCAACUUCUUCUGCAGCAAUGUUGCAAGACAAGUUACACGUUUUUUUGUUGCCCGUUUUUACGCACCUUAAGUGUGGUUCGUCUCAAGAAAAGUUUGACGUUUGGCCUAGGCCUAAGAGUUAUAAUGCUCCAGUUACCGUAUUUAUUCGAAUAAGCGCCCAACCUCGAAUUAGCGCUCACCUCGAAUAAGCGCCCAUCCUAAGGGCAGAAAAAGUUAAUAAGCGCCCAGCCUCGAAUAAGUGCCCACCCCACCCCACUCCCUCCCACAAAAACUCCAAUAAGAUAUAAUAAUAGACCCUCCCGAAAACGGAGUUUUCUUCAGGAUAGUAUUGUACAGAAACCUUGCUUUGUUACAUCUUCGCUUUUUGUUAUUUAUAGCAUUUACUGUUUUGUUGCAAAAUAUACUACUACACUUGCUGAGAAUGGUGAAAAUUUCAUAAGCGCCCAGCCUCGAAUAAGCGCCCACCUCGAAUAAGGGCUCACUCUCAAGGUCCAAAAAUUUAAUAAGCGCCCAGGGCGGUUAAUCGAAUAAAUACGGCAUUUUAGGAGUUCCUUUGAGCGGUACUUUUCUGACGGUGGUAAUGUUUGUUUAGCUGUGCGAGGUGAUUUUCACUUUUGAGUCUGUGUGUGAAAUCCUCCGGGUGGGGGGAAGUUAAGAAGAAGACAACGCAAAGUCGCCGUCUGGUGUUUACGCCCUCCGAUCCAUAGAACGUCACUCGAGGGAAUUUCACGUCGUAGUCGUGCUGGCCCCGGUUGUUCAAACGUUAGAUAGCGCUAUCCGCCGGAUAAAUCACUAUCCAGCAGGUAAGUAUUAGGGAAAUCAAUUACGCUAUCCGCUGGAUCAGAUUCAUCCGGUGGAUAGCGCCAUCCAACGUUUGAACAACCGGGGCCAGAAGUGUAUAAAAAGUGUGCUGCACGUGCAAAGCUGUUGUUCUGUUUAUUAAACAUAAUAUUCUUUAGUUCGCGUUGGGGUCGCCGUCGGGGUUGCUUUAGCUCUCCUUUUUAAAUCACUGUACUCUCUCUUUUUUUGUUUCGAUUCUGGCAGGUAUUUUUUAAGAUACAAGACUUCACAUUGUCAGGAUGUGCUAUAGAUCCAAGAUCUUUGGUUGUUUAUCCUAGCGGGAAGUACAAGUUAACUAUAAGUAAGUUUUCUUCCAUUGUUCAAAAUAAAAAGUAUACCCGUCCCGCAUUCCUGUGA
Porites evermanni is the source of this 21474-nucleotide messenger RNA. NCBI's taxonomy places the organism in Eukaryota, Metazoa, Cnidaria, Anthozoa, Scleractinia, Poritidae. The record is from the annotation of a GenBank genome assembly.